UCAUCCCGGCCGCUCUGACAAGCGACCCGGGGCCGGGAGCCCGGCUGCGCGGCGCGGGGUGGGCGCGGACGCGGGCGCUGGGCUCGUGCGGGGCCCCGGACGUCGCGAUGAACAUCGUGGUGGAGUUCUUCGUGGUCACUUUCAAAGUGCUCUGGGCGUUCGUCCUGGCCGCGGCGCGCUGGCUGGUGCGGCCCAAAGAGAAGAGCGUGGCGGGCCAGGUGUGCCUCAUUACGGGCGCCGGCAGCGGCCUGGGCCGCCUCUUCGCGCUCGAGUUCGCCCGGCGCCGGGCGCUGCUGGUGCUCUGGGACAUCAACACUCAGAGCAACGAGGAGACGGCGGGCAUGGUGCGCCACAUCUACCGCGACCUGGAGGCAGCGGACGCCGCGGCGCUGCGAGCUGGAAAUGGUGAGGAAGAAAUUCUGCCCCACUGUAACUUGCAGGUUUUUACCUACACCUGUGAUGUGGGGAAAAGGGAGAAUGUCUACCUGACAGCGGAAAAGGUCCGCAAGGAGGUUGGCGAGGUCUCGGUCCUGGUCAAUAAUGCCGGCGUGGUGUCUGGGCAUCACCUUCUGGAAUGUCCUGAUGAGCUCAUUGAGAGAACCAUGAUGGUCAAUUGCCACGCACACUUCUGGACCACAAAAGCGUUCCUCCCUACCAUGCUGGAGAUUAACCACGGUCACAUCGUGACGGUUGCAAGUUCCCUGGGAUUGUUCAGUACGGCUGGAGUUGAGGAUUACUGUGCCAGUAAAUUUGGAGUUGUGGGUUUUCAUGAAUCUCUGAGCCACGAGUUAAAGGCUGCUGAAAAAGAUGGAAUUAAAACAACGCUGGUGUGCCCUUACCUUGUAGACACUGGCAUGUUCAGAGGCUGCCGAAUUAGGAAAGAAAUUGAGCCCUUUCUGCCCCCUCUGAAGCCCGAUUACUGUGUGAAGCAGGCCAUGAAGGCCAUCCUCACCGACCAGCCCAUGAUCUGCACCCCCCGCCUCAUGUACAUCGUGACUUUCAUGAAGAGCAUCCUCCCUUUUGAAGCAGUUGUGUGCAUGUAUCGGUUCCUAGGAGCGGACAAGUGUAUGUACCCCUUUAUCGCUCAGAGAAAACAAGCCACAAACAAUAACGAAGCAAAAAAUGGAAUCUAAGGAUUUUUUUUGUAUAUGGAAUAUUAUUUCUACCAGAAGGUGAUCAAGAUAUCUCGGUUCGAUCCACAUCAGCAUGACUGAUAAUCUCUGGAUUCUAAAUCCACAUUGACUGUUUUUUUUAAUCAACUUUUUUAAAAAAAAAUAAUAAAAGUGUAAAUUAACUGACUAGAGUAUUUGGAAAAUGUGAUCAGCAAAAGUGAGCUUAAUUGCCAACAGGGUCCUUUUCAGGCAGAACCCUGAAACCAGUCCAAUCUUUUAGACCAGCGCUGUGUGACAUCUCCGGGCUAGCAUUAUUAUUAUUUUUAUUUUUUGAAUGAGCAGGAAGUCUCGAGACGAUAACCACAGUGUGUUUCACGUGUGUGGUUUUUCUUAAUUCCCAUAGAGUUUAUUAAUUCUUGUAAUUAAUCUCUAGCCAGUUGACACCCUUGCAACUUCAAGGACUGACAUGCUAUAUUUUCUCAUGUUUUCUAAGUUUCAGUUUUGCAAAACCUGUGUGGCCCUUUCAUGGUGUUUGUAUGUACAACUCUUUUAAAAAGGCAUUUUGAAAUCUCCAUCAGUUUGAAGUAAACAAUGUCUGGUUAUUACAGUAAAAGUGACCAGGUCUCUCUGUUAAAGUCAUAACGACUCAAGUUGGUCAAAUUUUAAAAUUUAUCUCUGAAAUCUUUCCUUAAGUAUCUGUUCCUCUGGAGACCUAUUUAAUCCAAAAAAGAUCGUACGUUUUCUACCUAUGAAUUGUGCUGCAGUACAGAAAGUGCCCUUUCCUCAGGAAGUUGCUGUGUUUCAUUUCUUUGGAUGGACUUUGAUCUGGAAUACAUAGCAGCUCUGCAAAGAAACAGUUUCUAAAAAUGGGAACUUCUGCAUUUAAAAAUGUCCCCAUUUUUGUGCCAACUAUGAUUAGUGAGGGGGAGAAAAUCUUAUACUAUGGAGUACGUAUGGAAGGGUGUAAAGAUUCUUUUGAAAGUUUUAUUUACAUUGUAGAACAGCAAAUGACAUUUUUACAGUAUUUUUUUGUAAAGCAAACUAUUUUGUGCCUUGAAUUUGGUAAAUGUGUAUUAGUGAAGCGUUGUAAAAGUGAACUUCUACCUCUGUAUCUAAAUGUAUACCAUCCACUUGUAAAUUACUAUAAACUAUUAUGUGAUUGCUUUUUUUUUUUUUAGAAUGUCUUGUUUAAAUAGCGACCAAUGUUUAAGGCUAAUAAAAUAAGCCAUCUUUUACUAAUUAAUUGGGAAAUUUUAUAAAGGACUGAUUAAAUUUAAAGACUGAACUUACCAACAAA
Molecule: messenger RNA, 2409 nt
Organism: Camelus dromedarius (Arabian camel)
Lineage: Eukaryota; Metazoa; Chordata; Mammalia; Artiodactyla; Camelidae
Gene: RDH10
Product: retinol dehydrogenase 10
Exons: 6
Coding region: 108-1133 (341 amino acids)
Cellular component (GO): lipid droplet
Molecular function (GO): oxidoreductase activity, acting on the CH-OH group of donors, NAD or NADP as acceptor
Source: RefSeq, a predicted model, not a curated record